AUGGAUGCCCUACGACAGAGAAUCGCUGUUAUCGACAGCAUGAUCAUCGUAGCCCGUCAGUGGCUACGUGAAGCUCCGACUAGACAAGAUGCGGAGCAGAGAAGGGCUGAUUUGGAUCGGCUUGAGGCCGAUCUAGUAGCCCAGCAGGCGAGGCUUAAUGCCUUAAUGUUAGCAGAGCAGAUUAGAGUGAGGACUCAGGCUGGGUCAUAG
Messenger RNA from Xylaria bambusicola, 210 nucleotides. RefSeq lists its product as uncharacterized. The record is from RefSeq and is a predicted model, not a curated record. The transcript has 2 exons. Bases 1 to 210 code for a protein of 69 amino acids. Lineage: Eukaryota; Fungi; Ascomycota; Sordariomycetes; Xylariales; Xylariaceae.